This is a messenger RNA of Penicillium cataractarum, 525 nucleotides long. RefSeq lists its product as uncharacterized. Lineage: Eukaryota; Fungi; Ascomycota; Eurotiomycetes; Eurotiales; Aspergillaceae. Bases 1 to 525 code for a protein of 174 amino acids. The transcript has a single exon. The record is from RefSeq and is a predicted model, not a curated record.
AUGAGCUUGCACGGACUCGGGGUGAUUGGGGCGCAAGUCGCCGUGUCAAUCAAGAGCAACGAUGAGAAACACACCUCGACACCGAUGAUCCAGUCCCCCUCAGCCUCCGUGCAGUCAACGCCGUCCAUCCACGAGCGCCGCAAUCCGGACUUUGACCCGCACGUUGGCGCAAAGCCUUACUCUCCUUUCUACCGUCAUGGAUCACCGACCAUCUCCUCCUAUGAGCAACUCACCUUGGAGACCAAGACGGCCAGUCGUGAGCGCAGUGGAUUGAGGGAUAUUGAGAGUGCGGAAUCGUACUUGGUGACGCGAAAUGACAGUCAGCGACGGUCGAAGCUGUGGGAGGGCGAGAAGCAGCCCCGGUCAUGUAUGCAAUCGUUGACUUCACGGCAACGUAUGGCGUUGAAGGCGGUUGUGGCGGUGGUCACGGUGGGCACAAUGAUUGCCAUCGCCUUGGGGAUUACGGCGGCGGUGGGUGGAGCAAGUUGGAAAUCCAGUGCGAAGCAGACGGCCAUGGGCGGAUGA